Heterotrigona itama is the source of this 1530-nucleotide messenger RNA. Lineage: Eukaryota; Metazoa; Arthropoda; Insecta; Hymenoptera; Apidae. The record is from the annotation of a GenBank genome assembly.
AUGCCCUCAGAUAGUAUGGACGACAUCGAACUGAAAAAUAUUCAGCUUCAAUUUCCUCCGCUAAGAUGUUUGUCGAGAGAUGACAGUUCCGUGCGAGAGGAAAGGGUUGAAACUGACAAGGGGAGUCUGUUGGUGGCUGUACAAGGGAACCGAGCAAAACCUGCCAUUCUCACUUAUCACGACUUAGGCCUUAACUAUAUAUCGAGCUUCCAGGCGUUCUUCAAUUACAUCGACAUGAGAGUUUUACUCGAAAACUUUUGCGUUUAUCAUGUGAAUGCACCGGGUCAAGAAGAAGGUGCACCCACGCUGCCUGAGGACUACGUCUAUCCGUCCAUGGAUGAGCUGGCUGAACAGCUACUCUUCGUACUGGGCUAUUUUGGCCUGAAAUCCGUAAUCGGUUUCGGAGUCGGUGCCGGGGCCAACAUACUAGCGAGAUUCGCACUUGCUCACCCCGAGAAGGUUAAUGCACUGUGCUUGAUAAACUGCGUGUCGACACAGGCAGGUUGGAUCGAAUGGGGCUACCAGAAGCUGAAUGUUCGUCACUUGAGGUCACAGGGCAUGACUCAGGGCGUAUUGGAUUAUUUGAUGUGGCAUCACUUUGGCAGGUUCAUUCACACGGAAUUUAAUUCGUCUAAUUUUACAAGGAAUUCCGAUCGCCAGAGAUUCAAGGAAUACUAUGUGCAAAACGUGUUUCAGGGCACGGAGGAGAGGAACCACGACCUUGUUCAAGUGUACAAGAACUACUUUGAGCGCCGCGUGAAUCCAACAAAUCUAGCACUGCUAAUCGACAGUUACGUCCGUCGUACGGAUCUGAACAUCACGAGGGAAUUAGAUCCAACGCGUAAGAAGGAAGGUCUCACGCUCGGCGUACCUGUAAUGAAUAUCACCGGAGCUUUGAGUCCGCACGUCGACGACACUGUCACGUUAAACGGACGAUUAGAUCCGAUGAAUAGCUCUUGGAUGAAGUGGCACCACUAUCACCAUUGAAAAUGGCUGACUACAGACUGGCUUCCCUCGAAGGACUGAAUCACGUAUGCAGUAAGAAAAUCGACUGGCCCACCGCCACUAUACACAUCACCGAGAAUCCCAUAUCGGAGGCAGUCGUUUGUUAAAUUCCUCUCGAGAAAUCUCGCAAUUUGCCAUCGUUGUUUGUUUUUUUCGUACGACAAAGCAUGCAAGAAUUUAAAAGAAAAAGAAGGAGAAAAAAAAAGGAAGAAGGAAGAAACAAGACCAUGCAAAUCGAGUCGAGCAUCGAUUUUUUUUCUUUUUCUAUCUUUUCUUUUUUUUGUUUUUUUUUUUAACGAUCGACGUGGCUCUAAUUUCUAAUUUUCGUUUUGUCAAACUAACAUCGAUUAUUCGGUAUUUUUUAGUUUUAAGCGUAUUUCUAGUUUGAUUCACUUGUUUCAAGUUUGCUCUGCGUCCCUUUUAUUUAUAAUAAUGUUAAGAUAUUUACGAAUAUUUCCGAUGGUACAAGACAUUUUGUAGCGAUCAUGAUGCACGUUUCUUUUGUUUAUUAUGUAUUAGCGAUAG